This is a messenger RNA of Magallana angulata, 3787 nucleotides long. Its product is annotated as ankyrin repeat and SOCS box protein 13-like. Gene Ontology annotation, molecular function: protein binding. Lineage: Eukaryota; Metazoa; Mollusca; Bivalvia; Ostreida; Ostreidae. The transcript is spliced from 6 exons. The record is from RefSeq and is a predicted model, not a curated record. The coding region runs from base 279 to 1085 and encodes 268 amino acids. Gene Ontology annotation, biological process: positive regulation of protein catabolic process; intracellular signal transduction; protein ubiquitination.
CACAGUAAAGUGACAGUUGUCAGUGUCACUGUGACUGUGUGUCUGACUGUCUGCUGUGUGUGCCACUGUCAGGGCAGAGCAGAGCAGAUUGUCAUCGCGAGACCAAAAAUAAUUUAGGCAGUAAUUUACCUGAUUUAGUGUAUUUUCUUAGACAAUUGUUUUUUAAUGCUCACAAGUUUACAGUCAGCAGAUUUCAUCCUGAUUCAAUCAUAGCCACAAAUAUGAAAAAUGACUGUUAAUGUAUUAUUGUGGUGGAGACUUUAGUGAGUACUGAAGUGAUGGACAGUAGUUUCCACCAGAAUCAGGUUUUUCAUGCAGUGGAGUCAAACAACAGUGAGCUACUGUUGGAGCUGAUACAGGCUGGCCACAGUGUGAACAGCGAGGGGAACGACCUGAUCCGACCUCUACACGAGGCCUGUUUCAGAGGCCAUGGCGAGUGUGUUAGAGUUCUUCUUGACCAUGGGGCUGAGGUGAAUGUCCGGAACAUUGACGGAGCCACCCCACUGUGUGAUGCUGCUAGUAGUGGUCACGUGGAUAUAGUCCGGCUCCUGUUAGAACGGGGGGCAUAUGUGAAUCCACCCCUUCUUCUCACUUCACCUUUACAUGAAGCAACACUGAGAGACAAAUGGGAGACAGUUGAAGUAUUAGCUGCAGCAGGAGCCAAUUUGAACUCCUCUGAUUGUCACUUCGGAACCCCUCUCCAUGUAGCUGCCUGCCAGGGGAGCAUCAAAUGCUCAGAGAGUCUUUUACGAGCAGGUGCCUGUGUGAACGCCAUCAAGAGCCUGAACACCCCGCUCCAUGAGGCCGCUCGGAGACAGGAUGUGUCCCUCAUACUGCUUCUGCUGGCCUGUGGAGCUGACGUCACAGCACGCAACAACAACGGACUCAGGCCCGACGAACUAGUGCUCAGCUCCACCCACCCUGCAAAACGAGUCCUGAUCCAGUGGCAGAACCAUCCACGAGAUUUGAAACACUACUGUCGUCUGGUCUUAAGACGUCAAAUUGGCGCCAAAAGACUCCUGUUUAUACCGGAACUACCGGUGCCCAAGUCGCUUCAAGAGUACCUGGAUUUCCGGUUUUGUUGAAUAUUUUGUGUGUUUGGGAAAUCAGGGACAUACAUGUAUAUAAAUCUCUGGUGAAAGUUUAAUUAAUAACUGAUUUAUUGACGGAAAUAAAAUUAUAUUAAUAAAUCAGUCUUUCCAUCACUAUAAAUGUAUAAGUAUGGUGAAUGCCCGUUUAAAAGCAUGCACUGUACAAACGAAAUAUAAUGUCUGCCCGAUAGGACAUAGUUUUAUUAAAUAUAAAGAUGGCCUGUAAAUGGCUGUUAUGGUAGUAAAGGAAGGAUACCGUACUCUAACCUCUCAGCUUUUGAUGUUCAAUUAACUUUUCUGACAAAUUAGCCAUGGAACUUGGGAAUCAAACCUUGUCAGAUCCCCAUACUGUGAGCUGUAUGACUAUCUGGUUAGUGAGAGACCUAACCCACUUUUCAGCUGGAACACCUCGUAAGACCAGAGGAGAUGUUGUACCUGGGGAAAAAUCCGAGGAAACGUGGAUGUUUCUGUAUAACAGGUGUCAAUUUUUGCAUCAGAAAAUGGGGGAAAUGUUUCUUCCAGAAGUGAUAGCUCUAGGCGCUGGAAUUGUUCAGAAACUAAUCCUGUAGAAUUGAGAGUGAGCGAUUGAAAUAUAUUACAUCGAUCCAUGACCGAUAUAUAUUAAGUUAAACAGAAGAAAUGAGCGAAAUGUCUGCUCUCAGGUGUCCAUGUGUAAUUUAUACCGUGUAAUAUUACUUGUCACUUUGAGUUAUCCAAUACAGAGGGGAGUGAUCCUAUCGGAGUGCGCUUCUUUGAUUUAAAACAGGUGUCUAUGCACAGGUGAAAAUUGAAACCUUGCCAAAUGUAACGUAUAUGGAUGUAAGCAAUAGUUUGCAUACCGGCGAGUGUCAAGCACUCGAGGCACGUGCGUGGCACGCGCCGCUGAUAAAUAAAUGUAAUUUCUCCCUCCCACUAAGGCCUUCUACUAAGUUUCCGUUGUAAAUAAAAGUAAGAAGAUUUAGACGCGUUAGAUUUUCUAUUUUCCAUUGAUAGAAGAUUAACCUAACUGGUUUGAGUUUGGUACGGAGGACGGUUUUGAAAAGAGAGUUAAGACCCAAACAGCGGGCCUCUAUAGGACGAGGGUGCGGGAAUUCUUAUCUCCGGAGACAUCUUACAUUACUCGGCCCCGGGUUUUUAUCCGCGGUAUACAAAAGAGGCUUAUAGAUAUGCAGGUGAUAUCAAACCCUUUGGAGAGAGAGAGAGAGAGAGAAGAGAGAGAGAGAGAUUUCUUCAUCAUAUAUUAUUAAUAGGAGAUGUACAAGAAUAAAAUCCAUCUAGAAUGUGAUAUAAAACUUUGAUGAGGUUCUUUGCCUGCUCGGUAUAACAGGUGACGAGUGAGCGCGCGCCUGUCCCAGGCUACCGAGUUCCAUCUGUGAUCGGCCCAUCUGGGCGUCUAAUCGCUGUUUGCUCUCGCAUCGUUAUUAUAUAUUUUUCAGGUACAUGUAUUUUCCGAUUGGCUUUUGUCGGAAAAUGGAAAACUUGGCUUUCGUGUUCCAAAAUUUUCGAUCAUCUUUAAGGACAAACUAAACUGACAAGUUAAUUUACCGGAAUGAAGGCCCUAAUAAGUUAAUUUUCAAAACUGACAAAAAAUGAAGAAGAAAAAAAGAUUAAACGGCAGGCGAUAUUGUGGUUUCUGCCAUCAGACAAUGACUGCGCUAAAUCUGCCGCAGUCAGUAGAUUUACAAGAUAUUUUAAUACCAUAUUAUGUUUGUGUUGGGGGACAGAUAUUUAUUUUUUUUCUAUUCAAAUAAUAAGUCACGUGGGUCUCUGUCUGAGGGGUAAAAAUCUUAUUUAUGAAAGGGCCUUCGUGAAUUAUCGUACUUAGUGUUGACUUUCAGCAGAAAUGAUACGUUGACUGGCCAAUUUUGCUCCAAUAAAACUCGUGCAUUGAGACGCAUACCUGACGCGUUCUCAGAAGAAACGACAGUAUUGCAUAAUCCCCAUGGUUCCUUUUUCACCUGAUCUCAUAUCGGAGUCUAUCCGUAAAUCGACCCUCUUGGUCGCUCUGAGGGCCGUUUUAACAUAGAACUCCCGCCGGUACCUCCAUAGACGAGCAAACAGUCGUCUUUAACGACACUUGCGUUCAAAUUAGCAUUUAAAAAAAAUAUUGGGGAUAAGGAACUAAAUUGAAAAGCGUCUCCCUUCGAAAAUAAUUUAUUAUUAGCACAAUUGUGGUGAAAUUGAUAAAAGAGGUCGUAAAAAGCAUUCUUUUUUUAACGGGUGUUGAAUGAUGCCGUUACUUUCACUGGUAGUUGUAUGCACACACUCACACUGACACAAAUCUGUCGGUAUGCAGACACUUGAAUGAUUGUAAAUUAUUUCUUCUGAACACAUUUGUGCAUUAAUUAAUCAACCAGCUCGGAAGUACCCAGCUGCAGACACCGUGCAUUUAAUAAAUAUAUAACACCGUUUCCGGGAACGCUAGGGACACAGAUUUCAAGGAAAAGAGCAGCCGAGGCCCCGGCGUGAGAUACCCCGCGAUUGAUUGUCAGGUGAACACGAGGGUAUCGUGAGUGGGCGUGUCCAAGGUAUGCUCCGUAUCACCGGAACUCGUCCGUGACCUGCUCAAAUGUAGAUGAUAUCCCGUUCCUCAAGCUGAUUGGUCGAUUAAAUACUUUAAUCCAAUCUUUUAACUGACGUAUAAAUAGGGAGAUAUAACUAUAAUGAACUGCAUUCUAUAUGUACCAGCUGUCCUU